UGGCAGAAAAUGGAUAGACAUAAUCUUGGGCAUUCGUAUUUCAUGCCCUUCUAGUAAAGUGUCUGUAUCAUUUAUUUAUCAUUUAUUUGGUGGAAAGACAGGCAGAGAUUUACAAUAGAAGCCGGAAAAGAGAGGGAAAAUGUGUGGCAACUCGGAUUCUACGGGACAUGAAAGUGCAGACGAUGUCAACAUAAAUAUUAUACGAUGUCGUUGGACGAUAUCUCCUGCCUCUAGAAUAAAAAGGACUCUUUGUAUAGAUGAAGAGAUAGGCCGUGAUGACAUAUUUAUUGUACGGGUGUUAUGAAUGCUACUGCUGCUCGUCAUUUAUUGAGCAGCGCUCUGGCCAAGACGAAAUCAAUUGUUGUUAAAAUGUCGACAUUCCAAGGUGCCAAGGAUCUUUUCGGCGGAAUCAUUGUGCGCUCGAGCGAAGAGCCACAAGAAAGGAACCGAAUGGAGCAGCUUCUUAAAGAAUCUCUGCAAGUCUGGUCCACCACUGGAGUUCGUGGAGUCUGGUUUGAAGUGGAACCAACCUCUGCUGAAUGGAUUCCAGUAUUAAUUCAGAAUGGCUUUUCUUUCCAUCACGCAAACCCAGAGUUGAGUGUGUUGCUCAAAUGGUUGCCUUCUGACGAACCUUGUCAAGUGCCUAGUUAUGCACACACAAUGGUAGGCGCUGGAGCCAUGGUUGUCAAUGAUAAGAAUGAGGUUCUUGUGGUUCAGGAAAGGUAUUACAAAAGACCACACUGGAAACUCCCUGGUGGUUAUGUAGAUCCAGGGGAAAGUAUUGCUACUGCUGUCAAGAGGGAGGUGUUUGAGGAGACUGGUAUUAAGACAGAGUUCGUUUCACUCGUUGCCGUGCGGCAUUUGCAAUCAAGAGAGAAGAAUCCAAGUGCAAGGUUCGGCUGUUCAGACAUUUAUUUCGUGACUUAUCUCAGACCUGUUGAAGGUAGCACAGAAAUCAAAAUGUGUCCUCGUGAGCUCAGCGACGCUUGUUGGAUGCCGCUGAAAGAAUAUGCGACUCAUCCGCUUGCCUUCGAAGUUGGGAAAAUCUUUGCUACUCAGUUAAUGGCGAUUGCCGAUGGCGAUAAUUCCGCAAUCAACUGCCUGGAAUCUAUCCAUCAAUUGACUAAUAGCAAUAGCCAAAUUUACUUAGUUGAAGGAAAACAAAAUUUUAAACUGUAAUGUGUUCUGGAUUACGUUCUAGUAUUUUGUUUUAGUGCCUGUUACCGGAAUCAGAUAACGCAUUAUAUUUAGCUUGAAUUGUUGUUAUAACAAAUUAGAUAUGCAGAUAGGUAAAUUACUGCCCAGUUCCCAUAAUCAUGUAGAAUUAAUCUGAAAAUACAGGUUAUGAAUGUUUAAA
Daphnia pulicaria is the source of this 1357-nucleotide messenger RNA. Its product is annotated as nudix hydrolase 8-like. The transcript is spliced from 5 exons. Bases 301 to 1179 code for a protein of 292 amino acids. Gene Ontology annotation, molecular function: ADP-ribose diphosphatase activity; NADH pyrophosphatase activity; NAD binding. NCBI's taxonomy places the organism in Eukaryota, Metazoa, Arthropoda, Branchiopoda, Diplostraca, Daphniidae. The record is from RefSeq and is a predicted model, not a curated record.